AUGCCCUUCUCCAACAGCCACAACACGCUGAAGCUGCGCUUCCCGGCAGAGGACGAGUUCCCCGACCUGAGCGCCCACAAUAACUACAGGGCCAAAGUGCUGACCCCCGAGAUGUACGAGAUGUACGCAGAGCUGCGUGCCAAGAGCAUGCCCAGCGGCUUCACGCUGGACUUCGUCAUCCAGACCGGCGUCGACAACCCGGGCCACCCGUACAUCAUGACCGUGGGCUGCGUGGCGAGCGACGAGGAGUCCUUCGAGGUGUUCAGGGAGCUCUUUGACCCCAUCAUCGAGGACCGGCAGGGCGACUACAAGCCCAGCGACGAACGCAAGACCGACCUCAACCCCGACAACCUGCAGGGCGGCGACAACCUGGACCCUAACUACGUGCUGAGCUCGCGGGUGCACACUGGCCGGAGCAUCCGUGGCUUCUGCCUGCCCCCACACUGCAGCCGCGGUGAGCACCCAGCCAUAGAGAAGCUGGCGGUGGAAGCGCUGUCCAGCCUGGACAGCGACCUGGCCGGCAGGUACUACGCGCUCAAGAGCAUGACUGAGGCGGAGCAGCAGCAGCUUAUCAACGACCGCUUUCUCUUCGACAAGCCCGUGUCGCCCCUGCUGCUGGCCACCGGCAUGGCCCACAACUGGCCGGACACCCGCGGUAUUUGGCACAAUGAUAAGAAGACUUUCCUGGUGUGGAUCAACGAGGAGGACCACCUCCGGGUCAUCUCCAUUCAGAAGGGAGGGAACAUAAAGGAGGUGUUCACCGGCUUCUGCAAUGGCCUCACCCAGAUUGAAACUCUCUUCAAGUCUAAGAACUAUGAGUUCAUGUGGAACCCUCACCUGGGCUACAUCCUCACCUGCCCAUCGAACCUGGGCACUGGGCUGUGGGCAGGUGCGCACAUCAAGCUGCCCCACCUGGGUAAGCACAAGAAGUUCUCUGAGGUGCUCAAGCGGCUGCAGCUUCAGAAGCGAGGCACAGGUGGUGUGGACACGGCUGCCGUGGGCGGGGUCUUUGACGUCUUCAACGCCGACAGCCUGGGCUUCUCCAAGGUGGAGUUGGUGCAGAUGGUGGUGGAUAGUGUGAAGCCGCUCAUUGAGAUGCAGCAGCGGCUGGAGCAGGGCCAGGCCAUCAACGACCUCAUGCCUGCCCAGAAGUGA
Oryctolagus cuniculus (rabbit) is the source of this 1155-nucleotide messenger RNA. The record is from RefSeq and is a predicted model, not a curated record. NCBI's taxonomy places the organism in Eukaryota, Metazoa, Chordata, Mammalia, Lagomorpha, Leporidae.